Coffea arabica (coffee) is the source of this 2805-nucleotide messenger RNA. The record is from RefSeq and is a predicted model, not a curated record. Lineage: Eukaryota; Viridiplantae; Streptophyta; Magnoliopsida; Gentianales; Rubiaceae.
AUGGCGCAGAAUCAGCAAAGGACGGAGGCAGCUAUUAUGCAAAAUCAGCAAAAGACGGACUCCGAGAUGCAGGACAUAAGGAAUCAGAUAGGUCAAUUGGCCACCAGAAUGAACCGUUGGGAGUCCCAGAACCAAGGGAAGCUGCCAUCUCAACCGGAGCUGAAUCCGAAGAACGUGAGCGCAAUGAUCCUAAGGAGUGGGAAAGAAAUUCAGGGGCCUGAACCUGUGUUUCCCAAUGACAAGGAUGAAGAGAAGAUCGAAAAUGAGCUCGAAAGGGAGGAUAGCAAUGGUGCAGAUCCAAAGGUACUUCCUGACCCAAUAAUUAAAGUUAAAGCUAACCCGCCUCCUUUUCCUAGCAGGUUGGAAAAAUCAAAGAAGCAGGAUAAGGAGAAGGAGAUUUUAGAGGUUUUUCGCAAGGUUGAGAUAAAUAUCCCCCUCUUAGACGCCAUCAAACAAGUACCAAAGUAUGCCAAGUUCCUAAGGGACUUGUGUGUCAACCGAAGGCGGUUGAGGGGAGAUGAACGGGUCAUAGUUGGGGAAAAUGUACUAGAAGAGGAUGCCAAACCUGUACGGCAGGCUCAAAGGAGGCUCAAUCCCCUCAUGAUGGAAGUUGUAAAGAAAGAGAUUCUAAAAUUGCUAGAUGUGGGGAUCAUCUUUGCAAUAUCUGAUAGCCCUUGGGUGAGUUCGGUCCAGGUAGUCCCAAAGAAGGCAGGAGUAACGGUAGAAGCCAACCAAACGGGUGAGCUCAUGCCAGUGCGCAAACCCACGGGAUGGAGGCAGUGUAUAGACUACCGUAGGCUGAACGCCGUCACUAAAAAGGACCACUUCCCUCUCCCUUUCAUUGACCAAAUGGUUGAACGUUUAGCUGGUAGGGCUUAUUAUUGUUUUUUGGAUGGAUUUUCAGGAUACUUUCAGAUAGCAAUUGCCCCGGAGGAUCAAGAGAAGACAACCUUCACGUGCCCGUUCGGGACCUUUGCCUACAGACGAAUGCCAUUUGGGUUGUGCAAUGCACCUGCGACUUUCCAAAGAUGUAUGGUAAGCAUCUUUUCCGAGUAUGUUGAGAAAAUAAUAGAAGUUUUCAUGGAUGAUUUCAGUGUGUAUGGUGAUAGUUUUGAUACUUGUCUAGAUAACCUGAAAUUAAUCCUGAUAAGGUGUAUAGAGACUAAUCUUGUGCUUAAUUGGGAAAAAUGUCAUUUUAUGGUUGAGCACGGGAUAGUCCUGGGUCAUAUUGUAUCGUCUAAGGGCAUAGAAGUUGACAAGGCUAAAAUAGACAUUAUUUCUGCAUUACCUUACCCCGCGAGUGUGCGGGAGGUGCGCUCUUUUCUUGGACAUGCAGGUUUUUAUCGAAGGUUCAUCAAGGAUUUUUCAAAGAUUGGAGCCCCGUUGUUCCAACUCCUACAAAAAGAUGUAGCCUUCGAAUUUGAUGAUAAGUGUGAGAGAGCCUUUAACAAGCUGAAGGAAUUGCUGACUUCACCCCCAAUCAUCCAACCCCCCGAUUGGAAUUUGCCAUUUGAGAUCAUGUGCGAUGCCAGUGAUCACGCUGUUGGGGCUGUAUUGGGGCAAAGAGUAGGGAAGGCAGCUCACGUCAUCUAUUAUGCAUCCCGGGCAUUGAAUGGAGCCCAGUUGAAUUACUCCACCACUGAGAAGGAGUUUCUUGCAGUUAUUUUUGCUUUAGAAAAAUUCAGGUCAUAUUUGCUAGGUGCUAAAGUAAUUGUAUUUUCUGACCAUGCAGCAUUAAGGUACCUAAUGACCAAGAAAGAUGCAAAGCCGAGGCUCAUCAGGUGGAUAUUGCUACUACAGGAAUUUGACCUGGAGAUAAGAGACAAAAAAGGCUCAGAAAAUCUAGUAGCGGACCAUUUGAGUCGCAUACUAGUUGAAGAGGAUAGCGAGCCAUUGAAGGAUGCAUUCCCCGAAGAACACCUAUUUUCCUUAAAUUCUCAGUUGCCUUGGUAUGCUGAUUUGGUCAAUUAUUUGGUAACUGGUAAUUUUCCUGCAGGUUGGCCGAAAUCGAAGAGGGAUAAAUUGAAGAGCGAUGCCAAGUAUUUCAUCUGGGACGACCCGUACCUAUGGAAGAGAUGUGCAGAUCAAGUCAUGAGGAGAUGUGUAAGUGAACCUCAGACCAAUGGUCAGGCGGAGGUGUCGAAUCGGGAGAUUAAGUCCAUUUUAGAGAAAAUGGUGCGCCCUGAUAGGAAAGACUGGAGCCAAAGGUUGGAAGAUGCACUAUGGGCCUAUCGGACGGCGUACAAGACUCCUAUAGGGAUGUCACCGUACAGGUUGGUAUUUGGGAAGCCGUGUCACCUUCCAGUGGAGUUUGAGCACAAGGCUUUUUGGGCGAUAAAGCAAUGCAAUAUGAAUUUAGAGGAGGCCGGUGCUCAACGGAAGCUGGAUUUGCAAGAGUUGGAGGAGAUCCGGAACGAAGCAUACGAAAACGCCUUGAUUUAUAAGGAGAAAAGCCGGGCAUUUCAUGACCAAAGAAUUUCACAAAAAACAUUUGAGGUUGGUCAGAAGGUUCUCCUGUACCAAUCCAGGCUCAAGUUGUUCCCAGGUAAGCUACGUUCCCGUUGGAUUGGACCUUUCAUUGUUACUCACGUUUUUCCAUAUGGUGCAGUUGAGAUCCGGAGUACUAAGACAGACAACCAAUUUGUGGUGAAUGGACACCGGCUCAAGUAUUAUUACGAAGGAUUUUCAGGUGGAGAGGGGGAGACAAUAAGGUAUCCUGCCCUCUUGACGUGCCCGCGUGGUGAUGUGCAGGACGCUCACGAUCAGGAAAUUCUGAAACUUCUGGGAGCUAUCCUGCCCUCUUGA